Talpa occidentalis (Iberian mole) is the source of this 4929-nucleotide messenger RNA. RefSeq names its product LIM homeobox 9 (gene LHX9). Gene Ontology annotation, biological process: regulation of transcription by RNA polymerase II; neuron differentiation. Lineage: Eukaryota; Metazoa; Chordata; Mammalia; Eulipotyphla; Talpidae. The coding region runs from base 633 to 1625 and encodes 330 amino acids. The transcript is spliced from 5 exons. The record is from RefSeq and is a predicted model, not a curated record. Gene Ontology annotation, cellular component: nucleus. Gene Ontology annotation, molecular function: RNA polymerase II transcription regulatory region sequence-specific DNA binding; DNA-binding transcription factor activity, RNA polymerase II-specific.
CCCCUUCAUUACCCCCCCCCUUUGUAAUGUUUGUCCCCGCUUGCCCAUCACCAGGGGGCUGAGAGGAGUAUGACAGGUCUUUGUUGUCUGAAUAAAAAUCCGUGGCAGCUCCGGGGAGAGAACUCCUCCUACUAAAUUAUCAAAAAUGGGCUGGCUUUAGUCUCUUAACAAAUUGGACCCAGCUCCGGCAGGAGCAGUCCCCAACCCAACCUACAGGCACUGGGAACUUGCAAGCAGCCAGGGACCUCUGAAAAUACCACUUCUUUUUCUUUCUUUGUGUUCAAAACUAUUUUCUUUCUUCACCAGAUUUUGUUUUCCUGCCCCCCGCUGCAGUUGUUUCCCAUUAGUAACUCGAUCUCUCAGAGCAGUGCGAUUCGCCUUCUUCCUCUCCUUUCCCCUUCACCCGUGUUUGUUUUCUGCACAUCUCCUUCGCGGAGCCGCUGGGCUUGUCCCCCCCUUCUUCUGUUUUCUUUUCCAAGCAGACCAAAUUUCCAAUCUGUCUGCGGCUUUCUUCUUCCCUUCUCCCUCUUGCUUUCUGUCCGCGAGCCUGUCGGCGCUUCCCCACCGCCUGGCGCUCUGCGCUCCCUCCUGCUCCUUCACUCGGAUGAGCUGAAAACCCCGGGCGUGUGUAUAUGGAAAUAGUGGGGUGCCGAGCAGAAGACAACUCGUGUCCUUUCCGCCCCCCAGCCAUGCUCUUCCACGGGAUCUCCGGAGGCCACAUCCAAGGCAUCAUGGAGGAGAUGGAGCGCAGAUCCAAGACCGAGGCCCGCUUGGCCAAAGGCGCCCAGCUCAACGGCCGCGACGCGGGAAUGCCCCCGCUGAGCCCCGAGAAGCCCGCUCUGUGCGCCGGCUGCGGGGGCAAGAUCUCGGACAGGUACUACCUGCUGGCCGUGGACAAACAGUGGCACCUGAGGUGCUUGAAGUGCUGCGAAUGUAAGCUGGCCCUCGAGUCCGAGCUCACCUGCUUCGCCAAGGACGGUAGCAUUUACUGCAAGGAGGAUUAUUACAGAAGGUUCUCUGUGCAGAGAUGUGCCCGCUGCCACCUUGGCAUCUCUGCCUCCGAGAUGGUCAUGCGCGCCCGAGACUCUGUCUACCACCUGAGCUGCUUCACCUGCUCCACCUGUAACAAGACCCUGACCACGGGCGACCAUUUUGGCAUGAAGGACAGCCUGGUGUACUGCCGCGCGCACUUCGAGACCCUCUUGCAAGGGGAGUAUCCACCGCAGCUGAGUUACACUGAGCUGGCGGCCAAGAGCGGCGGCUUGGCCCUGCCUUACUUCAAUGGCACUGGCACCGUGCAGAAGGGGCGGCCCCGGAAGCGAAAGAGCCCAGCGUUAGGAGUGGACAUCGUCAACUACAACUCAGGUUGUAACGAGAAUGAGGCUGACCACUUGGACCGGGAUCAGCAGCCUUACCCACCCUCGCAGAAGACCAAGCGCAUGCGCACCUCCUUCAAGCACCACCAGCUCCGGACCAUGAAAUCCUACUUUGCCAUCAACCACAACCCAGAUGCCAAGGAUCUCAAACAGCUUGCUCAGAAAACAGGUCUGACCAAAAGAGUUUUGCAGGGAGAACAAAUCUUGGGGCAUUACAGCCAAACAUCCCGACGUUUGAAAAUUCCCUAAAGUAUUAAAGGAAGGGGAAAAGUUUGAUCGGAAAUCCACUGCAGUGAAGACAAAGACAAUAUUAGGUUAUGAUAAUCACACAUUUAAAAAUCUAUUGAGCCAAAAAAAAAAAAAAAACCAGAGAGAGAGAGAGAGAGAGAGAGAGAGAGAGAGAGAGAGAGAGAAACUUAAAUGUCAUUUACUGAAUGUCAACCAAACUUCUGUUCUUUAUGGUGUCUAAUGCAAAUGAAGGCUUAAAAGUAUGUGCUUUAAAACGAAAUUAGAUAAACCGUGUAUAAACCAGAGCAACCUGGCAGUAAUAUGCCCACCCCAUAUUUGAAGAAAAUUUACUGACAAAAAGAAUUCCACACAUUUGUCAAGCACAGUAGUUGUAAAAUAAAGGUCCAAAAACAUUCAUUUCACCUGCUUGCUAAUGUGUAUUAGUCCUAUCUGUUAAUGGCAUUUUCCAAUUGUAAAUUCAAAGAAAAACUAUCACUCAUUUAAGAGUAUAGGGAACAAAACCCAGUAAUUUUAGUAUUAUUGUUUAUUACUUCCUUUUUAAACAGAAAUCUCUGCAUGCACUUUUACAUCUGUCACUUCUAGUGUACACCUCUGUAUGAUGAAUUCUCUUUGCUGUUUCUUGUAUGAUAAAUAGCUUUCAUUAAUAAACAUUUUAUUUGAUGCAAAUAUAGUUAAAUUUAUGUUAAACACACACUGUUGAAAUUAAUUUUUAACACUGUCUUAAGAGGCAGCACAAUGCAUUUCCAACUUGUUAUACCUAGGAAAAAAUCAAACAACAUAAUCAGGUUAAAUACUGGUAGUGUAGGUUAAAAUUGCUUACUUGGCUUUUAACAUUUUAUGACUUUUUGUUUGUUGUAUUCAAUUGACACAUAUAUUAGAAAUGAGAAAACAAAAUCCAAAUUACACAAAAACAAACCUCAAAAUACACUAUCAUGCAAAAUCUCAGCAACUUUUUUAGAUUAGGGUAAAAUUUCUAGGUCCUCUGUAAGUUUACAUGUUUGCUAUGCAAUGAGCAAAUUCCUGAAGUAUACACAUAUUUUCUGAACUAUGAAAAGAGCCAGUCUUUGCAUAGUUCAACUUACAUAUGAUAUUACAAAAAGGAGCAAGUGGAAAGUAAAGCUAUUAUUUAGGGAUGAGAUUUUUUAAUUGAUAAAAGGGAUAUUUGAAGAAAUUUUUUAACUAUUCCUAUUUAGCUGUAUUUCCAAAGCAUAUGUUAAGCAAAUUAACAUAUAACUUUCCAGAAAACUUUUCAUUAUGAUGAAAUUUUUAUUAUAUACAAAUGAACCCUAUGUAAAUGAUGUAACUUUUUUGAAUGACAGACAUUAAAUAUUUCACUUACAUGUAUUCUCAGAAUUCUGAAUGUUUUCUUAAAUGCUUUCACUUCCUGAAUGCUAAAAAAGAAAAAAAAAAUUAAAGAGAGCAACUUACUAAUAAAAAAUAAGCAAUGCACCAUGACAAGCAGGCUAUUUUGAGUCAUCAUGGAACAUGUUGGUUUUGUCAGUAACCUGAAUGUUUGUGCCUCAUUGAAACCUCAUCCAUGGCUAGAGCAAUUCAAAUAGAUUUUCCAAUACAUUUCCAGUCAGUUUAUUCAAAUCUUUGUCCUACAGCUUUGCCUUCUUUCCCUGUCUGUCACCUAUGGCAGUUUCAUUUAGAAAUAUUUUGGAACCUCGCCUGGUUUUACAGACCUUUAAAUAUUUGUCUGGUAUGUGAAAUGCGGGAAGCAACCAAGGAGGAAAAGAACAUAACUGAAAUUAGACAUCUGAAAAAAAUAAUACAAAUUUGAAACAGGCACAUUUUUUAAAAGUAAAAGAAAGGAGUACUAAUUAUGUGAGUAGGAAGAGAAAAAACCCUGUGAUGGAGAGCUGGAAGGUCUGUAAUUCUUUCCUGUGAUAUACUGCAGCCUUUGCUCCCAGGCAAUGGCAUACUAACAGUUGGGUGUGGAAAAGAAGGAGCAGGGCACUACAUUUUCAUAGGUUCUACCUCCCAGAUGCCCGGGUUAGUCAAACUUCUAGCAAAAUGAUCUUGGGCAAAAAAUGCUUUACUGAAUGUUAGCAUCCGUCAGCAUUGGUUGGGUAAUCACCUUAAUGCUGACUACAGACUGGAUAGGAUUUUUUAAACCUCAAAUAAUGAUAAAAUUCCAUGAUAGAGGACCCAAAGCUAACACUUUUAAAACCUUGGUGAUUUUUUAUCACCUAAAAAGUAGAUAGCGUUAUUAAACAAAACUGCAGGAGAAUCUACUGUACACUCUUUUACAAUAACUUUUCACUGGAGUCAAAACAUUUUGUGAUAUCGAUAGAUUAUCCUCCCUUUCUGUUGCAGUGUGCCUGCAGGGGGUAUCAUGGUGGAAAGUGCUAGAAGUGGGAAUUUCUUGAAUGGAAUUUGGAGUCACUCACUCUAGGCUCAAAAAUACUAGUGAUAACACCAUUGUUAUACAAAUAAAUAUAGCACCUAAUUUUGUAUGGACUUUUGCUAUUUAAUUUUCACUGUGCUAUAAACAAAAGUAGCUUCAUUUGCAGAGAGUUUGCGUAUUCUUGACGUGAUUCGAUCUUUUACAUGAUGGUCUCUAGUUACCAAGUUAGUCCAAAUUGGAGAAAUGACUUUUUUUUUUUUUUAAACAAUACAGACAAAAAAAACCUGGGUUGGCAUUUUUAGAUCUACUCUUUAUUUUUAGUCAUUGGGAACUGACUCUAAAUAUUCAAACAAAGAAAAAAAACCUCUGAUGUAAAGUCACAGACCUUUGCUUUACAACCAAUGUUAAAAAUAAGAGACUGUUUUCUUUAUGGUGUGCUGUUGAUUUGGAACCGUUGUACUAAUACCUACUCAGAUCUUACAAAUUUUUUCCAGAAUAAUAUUUCUGUUUAUCCUAUUUUCAAAAUAAAUCCUAAGCUACUAUAUUACUUUAUAUGCCCUCUGGAAAGAUUUCCAUAUCAUUUUACCUGUUUCCAUAACAAAAGUUCAGAAGUGUGCAUGGUACAUAAGCAUAAGUCUAUGAAUGUGAUGUGAACAGCAAUAUAAUCACCACAACUAAAUUUCUUUUUAAAUAGAUAUUUUUUACCUAAUGCAACCCCCGCUGCCAAGAUUUCUUUGUGAAUAUUAAUAGUAACCCCUCCCUUAUCAUGCAUCUUGCCAACAAGUUUUUCUUCCCUUGGAUUAUUAAUAUUUGCUUCUUUGCACUACAUAUUUCUCAUGCUGAAAUGACAUAAAGCAGGCAGGAAGAAAGAUCCAGGUAUUAGCCAUAUGUAGAAAGUUCCUGGUGUGUAUUUCUGUGUAAUUUUCCUUCACAUGUUAGAAUUGUCAGGAACAA